AUUUUAUCAACUCAUAUUUUUUUUACGGGAAAAAACAAAGUUACUCAAGGGCUAAUAAGCCAAUCAAAACAAACAGUUUCAAUAAUCUCGUGUUUCUAUUGUAGAGUGUCUUCCAAUAAAACUAAACCAAGUAGAAUACCCACUUCUUCUAGCACACUUCAUCCCACAUCUACUGAAUCAGACAUGUUAUCUGUCUCAAGCAGACAAAGACAAUCUAAAAAAGACGAGGCUAUUCGUAAGAAAAUUGAACAAGAGUUAUCAAAGAAGAGAGGCAACUCUACUCGUAUCAGACAAACCAAGAAAAUUGCAGGUACCGUAUCUGCUCUCCGACCAGCACAGGCCUUGACCGUCAGGGAAAGUAUACUGGUGAUCGAAGCAGCCCAAUUGAUGGCUGCUAAAAGGAGUGAUUGUGUUUUGGUAGUCGAUGACGAAGAGCAUUUGAGUGGUAUCUUUACUGCGAAAGAUUUGGCUUAUCGCGUAGUAGCAGAUAAUCUGGAUGCUAGAUCAACUACAGUAGCUGAAAUCAUGACAAGGAACCCCAUGUGCGUUACUGCCGAUACAUCUGCUCAAGAUGCCCUGAACCUCAUGGUUUCCCGCGGUUUUCGUCACUUGCCCGUUUGUAAUGAAGAAGGCGAUAUCUUUGGCUUACUCGACAUCACCAAGUGUAUUUAUGAAGCACUUCAUAAAAUGGAAAAGGCAUACGGGUCAUCACGUAAACUGUAUGACGCAUUAGAAGGCGUCGAACGGGAAUGGGCCAAUAGCCCAGUUCAGCUCGUUCAAUAUAUGGAAGCACUCAAAGAUAAGAUGUCUUGUCCUGAUUUGACGACUGUCCUGGAUCAUGCCGAACCUGUUCAAGUCGCUAUGAAGACUCAAGUAAGAGAAGUCGCUCGAUUGAUGAAAGAGUAUCACACAACAGCUGUUCUUGUGAUGGAUCAUGGUGGUCUCGCUGGUAUUUUUACGUCUAAAGAUAUCGUCUUGAGAGUCAUUGCCGCCGGCCUUGCUCCCGAUAGUUGCUCAGUCGUACGUGUGAUGACACCUCAUCCUGACACAGCCUUACCUUCAACAAGUAUUUUAGACGCUUUGAAAAAAAUGCAUGAUGGUCAUUAUUUAAAUUUACCUGUAUUAGACGAAGAAAGAAAUAUUGUGGGCUUAAUCGACGUCCUUCGAUUGACUUAUGCCACUUUAGAACAGAUCAAUAGCAUUGAAGGUAAUCAGGGGGAUGGAGCCAAGUUUUGGCACAGCAUUGCGGCUGUAGGAGACCCUACCGAGACAGAAUCAGCCAUUUCCGACUCACUCUCCCAAGCAGCCAACUCACCCAUGUUUCAAAACGAUCGGCUACUCUCACCCAUGCCAGGCCAUGCACCGACCUACACGGGACUGGGCUAUGCAGAGCUCACACCAGGUGAUUCAGCAUCGAUGAUACAUGACAACGAUAAUACCUCAACCGUUUCUUCUCAUAUCAACAAUACCUUUUCGUUCAAGUUUAAUUAUGGAAACAAGACACAUCGGUUCCGUCACGAGAUUGGUAAUUUUGCCAGUUUCUUGGAGACGAUUCAACAAAAGAUUAUGACAGAACAUCUCUCACUCUCACAGUCGUACGUAGCAGUGCAUCACAAGGAAGAUGAAAAUUGGUUGACAGUUGCUUAUUUGGAUGAUGAAAACGAUCAAGUCUUGAUGACAUGUGAUUCAGAUCUGAUAGAUGCGGUUCAAAUAGCAAAGAAGUCAGGUAUGGAUCGUGUUCGGUUAUUUGUGCAUGAUUCGAUGGCAGAGCAAAAGACGGUUGAGCAGACUCCGGUGGAGUUACCCAUGUCGCCUCCUGUCUCUGUCGAGCCUGUGAUAGAAAAGAAGCCUGAACCAAAGCAGAAGCCACAAAGACGUCAACAAGAAGAAGAAGACGACGACGAUGACGAUGACGAAGAAGAAGAAGAAGAAUUGAAAAGAAGAAAACGAAAACACAGUCUAGACAAAAAGAAGACAAGAAAACAAAACGUAGAAUACAACUUACCCAUUCCUCAAGAAUUGAUGUUGCCAGCGGCAAUUACGUUCCUUGGUGUAGUUAUUCUCGAUUAA
Messenger RNA from Rhizopus microsporus ATCC 52813, 2070 nucleotides. RefSeq names its product CBS-domain-containing protein. Lineage: Eukaryota; Fungi; Mucoromycota; Mucoromycetes; Mucorales; Rhizopodaceae. The transcript has 10 exons. The coding region runs from base 184 to 2070 and encodes 628 amino acids. Gene Ontology annotation, molecular function: protein binding. The record is from RefSeq and is a predicted model, not a curated record.